AUGUCGAACCUUUCUUCCGAAUUCUGCGAAUACGAGGCUGACGAUCUCGAAGCUCUCAUGGGUGAAGGGUCCGAAUCCCAGAUUCAAACCGGAGAUGGGUUUGAUCUUCACCCCCAGAGUGAAUCAACUAUCGAUUCUCUCAACAAUCUUCUCAGAUUAUGUCUCAUCCCCCAUGAGGUAGAGAUGGUAGUCCUGGAGCCCUUCGAGUCUCCAGAGUCGGGGCGAGAAGGUCCUCAGAUUCGACCAGUUCCAUCCGUCGAUUUUCUCAAUUUUUACAAGGCCGUCUUGGAGAGGCCAGUUAAUUGGAAUUCUUUUACUCUGGAAAGAAUUCACGGCGCUGGAUUUUCUGUCAGAAUGACACUUACUCGCCCCGUCGACCCUCCUCCUGCUGAGAUUGAUCUCUCGAGUCUGAAUGCCCGAGACAGGAGAAAGAUCAAAGAGGCAAACAAAAAGGUUAAAGAUCAGAUUUCCCUAAUCGGGAAAAACAAGAAAAACACAACUUCCACCGAGGACGACAAAGUCUACCGGAAAACUCUCCUUGUUGACGAUGGAUCUCUUGAAGGUUCAAAGUCAAUGGCGGUUGCUGUGAUCAAUGCUUCUCCCUCCAUCCCAGCAGCAGACAACAUGGCCGCUGCCACCGUUGAGGAGGAAGGCCUUGCAAGUGACACUUCUCUUAUGAAGAAGAGGAAGGCUGAGGAACUUGGACCCCUGCCCCAGGGACGUCCCAAGAGCACAAGGAAGGGCAGAGCCGUUCCUUCGAAUUUUCCAAUUCCUGAACCUGCUGAAACUCAGGAUGCAAAUCCUGAUUCAGGAAUUGUUUUGAAGGAACCGCUGGGUUCAGGAAUGUUACCCCCUAGGUGCCCCCGAGAUAAAGAGAAGAUCGGGAAUAUGUUUAGGUGCUUCCACACCCGUGUUGGGAAGAAGCUUCCAUCCUUUGAUUGGUGGAAGCCUGAUAUCAAGAAGAUGUACAUCAGUCAUUCAUUUCACUCUUCCCAGGCAACUUUGGAUGUGAAUGGCAUUGUGAACUUUUACGAAGAGGAGCUCGAUAAAGUUUCCAAGAAAGUUGUUGCCGCUGAAGGAGAGAUUGAAAAACUGCAAUCUUCCAGUCGGCUUGUGCAGGAAUCUGCUGGCCUUGACUCGGCUCACCAAGAAGAGAUCGAGAGACUCGAAAGAUCCGGCGAGGAGACAAGGAGGAAUUUGAUUGAGACAGAGCAAAAGCUAGAGACUGCCCUUGCUGAUCAUAACUUCGCAAAAGGCGAGAUUGAGCUUCUGAGAUCAGAGCUUAAUAAGGUUAAUGCAGCUGCUGAGGAGCUCGAACGCAAAAAUGAAUCUCUUUCCGAACUGAAAGAUCGCGAUGUUCGCAAAAUAUCUCAUGAUGCUCGGAAGGAAGUUAAGGGAGCUGGGCAAAAGUUUCUUCUUGCUGUGCAGGAAUUUAUCGCUGCAGACAAAGCUUGGAACAAGCUCAACUCCGAACGCGAUGAAAUGAAAAGCAAUCUCGAUUUGAUCAAAGAGAUAGAGGACGGAAAAGUCAAUUUGGCUGAAGAGAAAGAGACGGUUGGUGCUGAGCUAGCUGAGACUGUAGCUAAGCUAAAUACCGCUCCUCAGCCAUAUCUGAAUUUGCAGCAGUUUGCUUCUGAAUUCGCUGAUUCCCCUCCAUUGACCGAACUAAACAUUGGUUCGUCUUUGGACGAGAUGGUGUUAACCGGUUCUCCUCGCGCUCAUUUUAAUGAGUUCAGAACCAAUGUUGACAGAAUCUCCUUGGGACGAGCUCAGGGGCUCUCUGAACAGGGGCUUGUCAUCUCCUCGAUUAUGGGAGACGGUGUUGAAUCGAGGAACGAGACUCCUCUCGAUGCUAGCUCGCUUAACCCUGAAGUGGUUCUCGUGACUCAAGACGAUGACGUUGGGGGUGCUCUAGUCUCAAGUCAAGUAAGGGAAGAAGGCGGUUCGCCUGUGAAUGAAUGA
Arabidopsis lyrata subsp. lyrata is the source of this 1962-nucleotide messenger RNA. RefSeq lists its product as uncharacterized. The record is from RefSeq and is a predicted model, not a curated record. The transcript has 4 exons. NCBI's taxonomy places the organism in Eukaryota, Viridiplantae, Streptophyta, Magnoliopsida, Brassicales, Brassicaceae. The coding region runs from base 1 to 1962 and encodes 653 amino acids.